UAGCCCAUCACCUUGAUCACCCGAGACAAUCGCAUACGCCUCCGACGAAGCAUACAUGCACCGGACUCAAUCACCAAGGCAGACAACCAUGCAUCUCGAAGCGCGUGUGCUGGGAGUGGUGACUAUAAGAGCGAUGGGAGGGUGAUCUGGCAGUCAGUCUGCUUGUCCGCUUCCCUCAAACCUCACUGUCCAUCGUCGCGGUCUCGCGAGCUUUGACGCCUUGCAUACCCUAUAUCAUACGGAAGAGAUAUCCCAUAGCCUCUCUACUACAUCCACGAUGGCUCCCACCGCCUUUGACGCGCUCAUGAACAUCGCCAGCUCCUCAAACAUACAGAACUCUGUGGGAGGCCCCCACGAUGCCCUCCUCGCUGACGGGCGCCUGAACCCCGCCGCCAUCCCUGACGCAGCCACCCUCGCCUCGAUCGACGCUGCCCAGCGAUCCGGCGUCCUUACCACUAUCGGCGUCGCCGCCAUCAUUCUCACCGUCUUCCUCCUCUACGGUCUCGGCGUGAUGUACGCACGCAUAUAUCAGCAGCGCCGCGCGUGGCACGAGAUUCUGUCGACGCCGUACCCUGCGAUCCGCAAGGAUCUGAACCGCGUCUCGACACCGCUGCCUACCCUGAGCCCGGUCAGUUUGGCCCAGCCUGCUGCGGGGAUGCCGAGCUAUGCUGGAUACGCUGUAGCGCGAGACGACAAGAAUAGCGUGCGGGUGACGCCUCAUGCGCCGCGGGGGUCGUCGAGGAUGGUAUAUGCGGGGAAUGAGUCGGUGAUCUCGGAGGCCUCGGGGAACACGCCUCCUGGCUUGUCAGUCUUGAACGCACGAUCGGAGACGACGCUGGUCGACCUGUCAAGCGGCAGGACCGCAUGAUGGGUCGUUGUGAACCGAGUAUGUUGAUACCUGGUGGAUGACUACCGUAUCCUUAUUGCCUCGUUCUAUGGCUCUUAUAUAUACUCACUCUUUUCGUUCUGUAAUGUCAUUCUCUUUUGCAAUGUAUACGCGAGACCAUCGAGGUUGGAAAUUAGCACGACUUAAGAAACUCGCACCGUGACGAACGC
This is a messenger RNA of Schizophyllum commune H4-8, 1056 nucleotides long. RefSeq lists its product as uncharacterized. Lineage: Eukaryota; Fungi; Basidiomycota; Agaricomycetes; Agaricales; Schizophyllaceae. The record is from RefSeq and is a predicted model, not a curated record. The transcript has 2 exons. Bases 278 to 868 code for a protein of 196 amino acids.